Chenopodium quinoa (quinoa) is the source of this 1879-nucleotide messenger RNA. Its product is annotated as receptor-like cytosolic serine/threonine-protein kinase RBK2. Gene Ontology annotation, molecular function: ATP binding; protein kinase activity. Gene Ontology annotation, biological process: protein phosphorylation. The coding region runs from base 276 to 1517 and encodes 413 amino acids. The record is from RefSeq and is a predicted model, not a curated record. The transcript has 9 exons. Lineage: Eukaryota; Viridiplantae; Streptophyta; Magnoliopsida; Caryophyllales; Amaranthaceae.
CUAUAUAUUUUGGUGGUUGAAUAUUCAUUUACUAAUACCGCUUCUUGUUAGCAUGAACGGGGUUCAAUCUCAAGUUUUUGGUGUUACUGACACGUUUUAAUCAACUAAGCCAGUUAACCUUUCCUCUUGACAUUCGUUCAAGUCUUUCUUGUUUGUAUGUGGUUGUUUUUAAUGUAAAUCCAAACUCUUAGCUACCCCACCACAUUGAAUUUCAAAGUAGUAGGUUUGAUCUCACUUUCAUUGAAAAUCUGUUUCAUCCCAAGUUGAACCAAUAAAUGGAAAAAACAGGGCAGGAUUCCAAUUCCCCUGUUGGUGUUCUAGAGGACUAUUUUCGAAGUGUAGAAUCUGAUACAAAUUCAUCCAAUGAUGCAAAUGAAACCCAGAAAAACCCGAAAACGGGUUCUCGUUUUCGCGGUUUUAUGGACUUGUUAAGGUCUAAAUCCAAGAAGCAAUUACCUGCAUUGGGGUCUCUAAAUGUGCCCAAGUUAUCAGGGUUGAGAAGUAAUAGUAUGAGGGAGAAUUCGAAUUCGAGUUCGAUGUUUUCAAUGUCAAACAGGUGUUAUUUUGGCAAUGCUGAUUCACCUUCUAGGAAUUUCACUCUUUUUGAGCUACAAUUGGCAACAAAAAAUUUUAGCCAAGAGAAUUUCAUUGGGAAGGGUGGAUAUGCUGAAGUUUUUAAAGGAGUAUUGAGUGAUGGGCAAGUUGUUGCUGUGAAACGACUUGCUCGUGGCACGCCUGAAGAAAGGAUCGCGGAUUUUUUGACUGAGCUAGGGAUAAUGGCUCAUGUUAGCCACCCUAAUACGACGAAGUUGAUUGGUUAUUGUGUUGAAGGAGGAAUGCAUCUUGUUCUUGAAUAUUCACAUCUUGGCAGUUUAGCUUCAUUGUUACAUGGUUCAAAGGGAAAAUUGAAUUGGAGUGCUAGGUAUAAGAUUGCAUUAGGGAUUGCUGAGGGACUAAUGUACCUGCAUUAUGGUUGUCAACGGCGAAUUAUUCAUAGAGAUAUCAAAGCAGCAAAUAUUUUGCUCAGAAAAGACUUUGAACCCCAGAUUUGUGAUUUUGGGCUUGCGAAAUGGCUACCGGAUAAAUGGACUCAUCACAUUGUUCUGAAAUUUGAAGGAACUUUUGGCUAUCUUGCACCUGAAUUCAUGAUGCAUGGCAUAGUUGAUGAAAAAACAGAUGUUUUUGCAUUCGGUGUGCUCUUGUUGGAGCUAGUUACUGGUCGCCGUGCUCUUGAUUGCUCACAGCAAAGCCUUGUGUUGUGGGCCAAACCGUUAUUAAGAAAGAAUAACAUCAGAGAGCUUAUUGAUCCUGCUCUAGAUAACCGCUUCAACUCAAAACAGAUGAAGCUUAUGCUUUUAGCUGCUGCCUUGUGUGUACAACGCUCUUCAAUUAGACGACCUCAGAUGAAUCAGGUUUUACAGCUUCUAAAAGGAAAUCUUAGCAGCAUGGAGUCCAUGAAGAAAUAUAAAAAAUCAACAUUUUGGAAGAUGUAUUGUGAAGAGAUUACUGAAGCAUAAAAUGUACAGAUUCAGAGCAACUGCUUUUUUAGUAUAAAGGUUUAGACAGCAACCAAAAGAUUUUGCUAAACUCAUCUACACAUACUGUUUUUUGUCACAAGUAUCAACAGGCAGUCUGUUAGUUUUGGAUGCUCGAUCCGUUUAUCAUCAAUUCAUCAGUGUUAUACAAGAGCCUCAAUGCCUGAUUACAUCAGCUAGAUUGCAAGAAAUUGUAAUCGUGAUUUUUACCAUACAAGAAUACAAACAAAAUAUUGUAGUUGCAGCAUAAAAUAGUAUGAACUGUCAAAAGAACUUAGUUAUCAGGCUUUGUAAGAUGUACAGUUUGGUAAGAUAGGAGAAGAAUAGCAAAAGUUGAAAAUCAA